AUGGCUGCCCAGGACGGCCAAAAGGCCGCAACCACUCGACCGCGGCAGUCUUGCCUCGGCUCAUCAGCCGCCCCACAGCCAGCGGGAGCUUCUUCGGGAGUUGUUUCGGCCGUCUCGGCUUCAUCAUCCGCAUCGCAGCCACCGAUAGGCACGCUGGCCGCCCAAAGAGCGGGACUGACCCAGGCCCUGGAAGAACUGGCCAGAGGAGAACGGACGGCCGACAAACUCGAGCUCGAACUCGGGGCAUUUGAGGCUAAGCUAGAUCAGUUGCUCGGCCUGUUGGGGGUCUCUGAAGAAGAUCUGGAAGACGAGGGUGGGGUCGAUGAUGGUGAUGAGCAGAUCGGGGUUAAUGGCGCCGGAGAUGCCAAUGACAAUGGCAAGCAGAGCACCGGCAAUACCAAUGGCACGAAGUAA
This is a messenger RNA of Grosmannia clavigera kw1407, 414 nucleotides long. RefSeq lists its product as uncharacterized. Lineage: Eukaryota; Fungi; Ascomycota; Sordariomycetes; Ophiostomatales; Ophiostomataceae. The coding region runs from base 1 to 414 and encodes 137 amino acids. The transcript has 3 exons. The record is from RefSeq and is a predicted model, not a curated record.